This is a messenger RNA of Hippoglossus stenolepis (Pacific halibut), 849 nucleotides long. Its product is annotated as trypsin. Gene Ontology annotation, molecular function: serine-type endopeptidase activity. Gene Ontology annotation, biological process: proteolysis. The transcript has 5 exons. Lineage: Eukaryota; Metazoa; Chordata; Actinopteri; Pleuronectiformes; Pleuronectidae. Bases 1 to 762 code for a protein of 253 amino acids. The record is from RefSeq and is a predicted model, not a curated record.
AUGAACCUGACUACACCCUGUCCCCUCUCACUGCUCCUUGUGCUUGUUGUAAACCUGACAGGUCUGUACGGGAGCAGGAUCAUCGGGGGUGCAGAGGUAAACCCCUACUCCAUCAAGUAUCAGGCCUCCCUCCAGCUCAUGAACUCCCACUUCUGUGGAGGCACCCUCAUCCACAGACAGUGGGUGGUGUCCGCUGCCCACUGCUGGAGGCCGAAACACCUGAUCCAAGUGGUUCUGAGUGAGCACAACAUCUACAAGGUGGAGGGCUUUGAGCAGAGGUUUAAUGUCUCUCUGAUCGUCAGGCUCUACCCGAACAAACCAUACUUGUUUGACAACGAUAUCAUGCUGCUAAAGUUGGAAAAGCCAGUAACGAUCAAUUCCAGGGUUGAGCCGGCCUCUUUGCCACGACCGAAUUCUCGACCGUUGGUUCACUAUACCCGGUGCACAGUCAGCGGCUGGGGCGUGACCUGGCUCAACAGAUACAGCUUGUCACCUGUACUGAGGUCUGUGGAUGUGAACAUCUUCGCCAACUGCUGGUUCUACUACUACUUCAUGAUCACAAACAACAUGAUCUGUGCUGGCUCUUUUCGUGGUGGCAAAGAUUCCUGUCAGGGGGACUCUGGAGGACCUCUCAUCUGUAAUGGUAAUUUUGAGGGUAUUGUAUCUUGGGGCAAUGGCUGCGCCCACGCCAACUACCCUGGCGUCUACACCAAGGUCAGAAACUACAUCGGAUGGAUGAACUGGAUCAUCCAGAACAACUGAAGAGACUCUUUAAUAACAGGCUCCUCUAAGACUCUGCUGCGAGGAAGAUUUGAAUGUUUCCUAAUGGAUUAAAAGGACUUCAUGGAU